Molecule: messenger RNA, 5419 nt
Organism: Prinia subflava (tawny-flanked prinia)
Lineage: Eukaryota; Metazoa; Chordata; Aves; Passeriformes; Cisticolidae
Gene: HECTD2
Product: HECT domain E3 ubiquitin protein ligase 2
Exons: 21
Coding region: 571-2991 (806 amino acids)
Biological process (GO): ubiquitin-dependent protein catabolic process; protein polyubiquitination
Molecular function (GO): ubiquitin protein ligase activity
Source: RefSeq, a predicted model, not a curated record
AUUACUCGUCUAUUUCCUCGUCACCGCUCCCGGGUCCCGUCCGUGCCCCACACCCGGCCCGCACCCCUUGCCAAGGCGGCUGCGCGGGAGCCGCGGCCCCGCGCCGGUUCCUGCGCCGCGGAGUUUCCGCCGCCGUGUCCCGCGCUCCCCCCGCGCCGCGCCCCGGCCGCCGGGCGCGUUUCCACCGCCGCCCACGGGCAGCAUGGCGGCGGCGGCGGCGGCGGCCCCUGCUGCUGCCCGCGCUCUGUAGGUGGCGCGGCGGCCGAGGGCGCUCCCGGGCAGCGGCUCCGGCGGCGCCUCCGCCGCGCCGCGUCCCGCGCUCCCCCUGCUCGCCGGGGCCGCGGCGGGGGCGGCCGGGCCGGGCUGCGCUGCGCUCCGCCCCGCCGUGCGGGGGUGUCUGGGCGCCCGGGAGCAGCGCGGCUGCUGCAGUGCCGCGGCGGCCGAGCGGAGCGGCGGAGCUGCGGGUGCCCGCGGGGCUCCUCGCAGGGAGGAGAAGGGAGGGCGCGGGGUCGCGGGUGCCGACGGCACCGAGAGGCUGCCGCGAGCAGAGGGGCGGCCGGGAGCGGGACCAUGGCGCUGCAGAGCCCGCCCGCUGCCGCCGAGCUGCCCCCCGGCCCCGGCGAGGGGCAUCCGCCGGGCGCCGAGCUGAGCCCGGGCAGCGCCGAGGCCCCGUCAGCCGAGGACGGCGGCGAGGAGGAGGAAGAAGAGGAGGAAGGGGAGAAGGAAAAGGAAAAAGAAAAGGAAAAGGAGGGAGAGAAAUUGCCGCCCAUCCCGUCGGCGUCCACCGCGGCUGCCGGGGGAUUGGAGGAAGGAGCCAAAAAUCAGUUUUCCACUUUCAGCGAUUUCAUCACAACUAUCAACCAAAAGAAAGAAGGCAUCGGAAACAGAAAUUCACCUACACAACUUGUUAUACCCAGCAUCAAAAAUGGGAGAGACCUGCCUCCUCUUUGCCUCGAUGUACGGCAAAAGCAGCGCAUGUCUGUGGAUGCAUUACCCCAAGAGCUGAAAGCACCAUUUCCUCCUGAACCCUCCCUUCCAGUUCGAACCAAAACUGUGAAAGAUUUUCAGGAUGAUAUGGAGAAGUCGAAAGCAUCGGGAGAUUGGAAAGCUGUACAUAAUUUUUAUUCUACAACUUUUGAUUCUUUCUUGGAGAUAAAUGCUGCAUUUAAGAAAGAUACCACUUCUCCAUUUAAUACCAUUGAGGACUCUGGAAUUGAUGCAAAUUUUGUCAAUGUUGUCUAUGAUGCCUUAUUAAAUACUCCUCAAGAUGUUCAGAAGUCAGUCCUAAAAGGAAUAAUUAAUGGUCUACUACAAGAAUGGACAGGGCCACGAACAAAAGAUGAUCUUAGAGCAUAUUGUAUACUUUUACAGAAUCCUCAAUUUAGUAACACUUCUACUUAUGUCAUCUAUGCUCACUUGCUAAGACAGAUAGCAGCCUUAACAGAAGCUGACCAUCAUUUCCUAGUGCACUGGUCUAAAAAGAUAUCACAGAAGAGGUUCAAGCAGGUGGUGGACAGGUUACUGCAAUUUAUUUCUUUACGGCUGUUUCCUGCAAAACCUGAAGAGUUUCCACCUAUGGUGAAAUGUACCUGGUGGAUUCCAUCAGCAACAAAAGUCCUGGCUUUAUUUAAUGCUGCAAAUAGUCUGAUUAGCCCUCCUAUUAUUUCAUAUACGGAUUUCUAUAAUUCUACACUUGAUCAUAUUGAUCUUAUGGAGGAAUAUCAUAACUGGCAAUGCUAUGGGAAUUCUCACAGGUUUUCUUUCUGUCAAUACCCAUUUAUUAUUUCUAUAGCAGCAAAAAAAGUUAUUAUUCAAAGGGACUCAGAACAACAAAUGAUAAAUAUUGCACGGCAAAGCCUUGUGGAUAAAGUCUCUCGCAGACAGAAGCCUGACAUGAAUAUGUUAUUCCUAAAUGUGAAAGUGAGGAGGACACACCUUGUUAGUGAUUCACUUGAUGAGCUAGCAAGGAAGAAGGCAGAUCUGAAAAAGAAGUUAAAAGUCACAUUUGUGGGGGAAGCUGGUCUUGAUAUGGGUGGCCUGACAAAAGAGUGGUUUCUUCUUCUGAUUCGACAGAUUUUUCACCCAGAUUAUGGCAUGUUCACCUACCACAAGGACUCGCAGUGCCAUUGGUUCAGCAGCUUUAAAUGCGACAACUACUCGGAAUUCCGACUGGUUGGAGCCCUUAUGGGACUUGCUGUAUAUAACAGCAUCACCUUGGAUAUUCGUUUCCCUCCUUGCUGUUACAAGAAAUUAUUGAGUCCUCCCAUUGUUCCCUGUGAUCAUAACACACUUGUAGGCAUCUGUGGUGUCACAUUAGAUGACCUGUUUCAGAUUAUGCCUGAACUGGCGCAUGGACUAAGUGAACUUCUAUCCUACGAAGGCAAUGUCGAAGAGGAUUUUUACUCAACCUUUCAGGUUUUUCAGGAAGAAUUUGGUGUUAUAAAAUCUUACAACUUAAAGCCAAAUGGAGAUAAAAUUCCAGUCACAAAUCGGAACAGGAAAGAAUACGUGCAGCUUUAUGUUGAUUUUCUUCUCAAUAAAUCGAUCUACAAACAAUUUGCAGCUUUCUAUUAUGGAUUUCAUAGUGUCUGUGCUUCAUACGCAUUACUGCUGCUUCGUCCAGAGGAGGUUGAAAUUCUCGUCUGUGGCAGUCCUGAGUUGGACAUGUCUGCUUUACAGAGAAGUACCCAAUACGAGGGCUACCAAAAAACUGAUCUGACCAUACGAUAUUUCUGGGAUGUAGUACUUGGAUUUUCUCUGGACCUUCAAAAGAAGCUGCUACAUUUUGCUACAGGAAGUGAUAGAGUACCUGUGGGAGGAAUGGCUGAUCUGAAUUUCAAGAUUUCAAAGAGUGAAACGCCCACUAAUUGGUUACCUGUGGCCCACACCUGCUUCAACCAGCUUUGUCUCCCUCCUUACAAGAACAAGAAAGAACUGAAGCAAAAGUUAAUCAUUGGAAUUUCAAAUGCAGAGGGGUUUGGUCUGGAAUAAGAUUAAAUACUCCAAGAACAGCAUUUUUAUGUAGCAUUCACUCUCUUCUGAUUGUGCCUUUAAGCUUUUCGUUGUUAUGUCUCUUGAUACUGUGCCAGUUUUACUGCAUUUAGAUAAUUUUUUAGAUUAAAUAUUAAGUGUAUGUUUUUCUUCCUGAAUGGCAAUACAUUUGCUGCUUGCUUUGUCACAGAAAGUAGAUUUCCUUGUACAAAAAGCUCGUCUGUUUGGUAAACAAAACCCAGCUAAGACAAUUCCCAAGUUUUAGGUUUUUCUUAAUAGCACUUUAUCAUUAAUCAUAAUUCUUUUACAUGAAGGUAUCUCACUGGGAGAUAAUAUACAAAAUAUUUCUCUAUUAAUUAAUCCCAGUGGCAGAUCAUUUUAAAUUAACAUUAAUAAUAGAAAAAAUAUAACAUCAGCAUGUAGCCAUUUUUUUCACAAAGGCAAAUAGGAAUUUUAGUCUUUAUAACAUAGAUGUAAGUUUAUUAUUUUGGUUUUCCUUUGCAGUGAAACCAGCUGUCUAAGAAGUAUGUAAAUAACUGCCUGUGAAGAAAUAGGGUUUUGAUAGUGCCAUUUACUGCUAAAAAAUUAUUUUUUAUGAAUAAGAGGUUUUAGAUGUUGUAUAUUCAGCUUUUACACUUGACUGUACAAGAGUGUUAAAAGGUAUUUUUUCAGCUUGAGGGGAUUCAAGUUCAAGCUACAGGUGUUAAGGAAUUUGUAUGUUCAUUCUUAACAGCAAACUAGCCAGAUCUACUGUAGCAUUGUAGUAAACAAAACUAGAUAUUUAAAAUAAAUUCCACGUCUGGUGAAAUGCUCUAGGAAGGGAAUUAUAUCCACAACAGGUGGAAAACUGAUAUCAUGCUAUCAUUUUUUGCAGCAACUUUGUUGAAAGUCAUAAAUAAGCUGUGACAAAAGUGAAUAUAAUAACAUUUCUGAAGAAUGUUGCAACUUUCAUUAACUUGGAGACCAGCAUUUAAAAAUGUUUUGUGUUUUUCACUGCACUAACCCUGUGAAAAGAAUUCUUGGUAUGUCUGCUCUGAGUUAGUAAAUUAGCAGCUGGGGAAGAAAUGGUUCUAAAAUAAUGACAUAAUUGUAAGUCUGGGUUUUAUUCAUUACAUGGAAAUAAUUUAUCAGCAUGCAGUAUAGUAUUUUUAAAUAUGAACAGCUACUGUGUGUUCUGUAAAUUUUUCUUUCAGCUGAAUAAAGCCCAGAUCAUUGGAGACACUUUGGCAUCUAAUUUGUCAGCUUUCCCCAUUGACUUCUGCUGGGGCAUGGAUGCAUAACUAUCUUGUAGUGUCUGUACUCAAAUACUAUUAGUCUUCUCUCUUUCUCUGUAUUAUUUACAUACAAUCAACAGAUUUACAAAUGAUGAGCAAAUUAAUCUGUCCAAUUCAUGCUUUCAAAGCUGUUCUGGAUAUUCUUCAAUAGCUAAGUGUAAAUUUUAUUUUUUUAUUUCUCCUUGAAAAUUUACUGGUGAUUUUACUGUUUUAUUAAGGCAGAGAUAAAUAUUAGGAUAUUUUAGAAUAUUUGACACUGUAUUCUUAGUGUUGUCAUUGAAACCAGUAAUAAAAUUUCUAUUGGCUUUAGCCUGGAACUGUACUAGGUUAGCACAAAGACUGCUAAAAGCAGCACUGAAAAAUUUUGUAUUUUUACAUUGUAUCUCCCAAAUGGAGUUUUUAAAAUAAAUUUUAACUUGCAGGAUUUCAGAUGUUGAGAAAUAAAUUAAGCUUUCACUGUUGCACUGAAUGAACUAGAUAGCUGCAAGCAAUGUUGAAUUUCUAACACCUGAAUAUGGAUGUAAGUAAGAAACAAAGUAGGAAACAAAGACCUGCUGCCUUUCCUCUCUUUGUAGAAUUGGAUUGAUGGAAGGUUGGCUUAUGAAUAAAUAGCUAUACAGUUUAUCUGAAAACAUGGCAAAUUAGCCAAAAUAUUUUUUUAAGGCUUAAACCCGCUUUUAAUAACUAUUUAUCUACUAUUGUUAAAAUAAAAGCUUUAUCUUUUCACCUUUUCACUGAAUUGCACUUUGCCUUCUGUUUAGUUUUAUUUAUUGAAGCUUUUUUUGAGAUAAUGUGUAAUAUUACCUCAGAAUUCUACAAAUGCUAUUGUAUUUGCAUCAGUUUUUAAAUCAGAUUGUCAUUCAAAGACAUUUUAUAUAUUUCCUGAUGUUGAUAAAUUAAAUAGUAAAUUUUGUAUUUGUUAAAUGAAAACAUUACACUGUAUUUAUGAAAUAAGCAUCUGAUAAUUUAAAAAAAAUUAUUCAGUGUUUUGUUGUUCUUGUGUCUUGCCCUGUAACCCAGCAAAUCUUUUUUUAUCUCCAUCAUUGUUUUGUACUGUACAAAAGAAAUCUGAUUUGUAUAAACUUGUUCAUUACUAAGUAUCUAUUUUUAUGUAUCAAAAUUGUCCAGUCAUUAAAUCAAAUAUUUCAAAUGCU